AUGGAGAUGAACUAUGAUGAACAGGAGCUCUCCGCGAUUGAGCGAGAGCUCAACGUCGAAAUUCUCCCUGGCACGGAGCUGAUGGCGGAUGUGGGAAUGCAUCAUUUCGUCAAGAGUACCGGCAAGAGUCACCGUGUCCUGGUUCCGCAACCGUCCGAGGAUCCCCACGAUCCGCUCAACUGGUCGACGACAUGGAAGAUUUCAGCCAUUGUGGCCUCGAGCAUGGUCAGCUUUACUCAGGGCUUCGGUCCGCUCUCUUUGGCGCCCAUGUUUGGCGACUACAUCGAGGCGUUCCAUUGCUCUCUGGCAGAUGCAGUGCAGUUUACCGGCGUCGCUAUCCUUGUCCUUGGUUUCAGCAACUUCAUCUGGGUUCCACUCAGCUCGACUUUCGGCCGUCGCCCCGUCUACAUUUUCUCGCAGUUGAUCUGCCUCGGUUCUGCCAUCUGGCGGGCCAGAGCUCAGACUUAUGGCUCGUUCAUGGGCGCUUGUGUUUUGAACGGUAUUGGAGCUGGUCCCGCUGAGACGAUCCAGCCGGCGGUCAUUGCCGAUAUUUUCUUCCUCCACGACCGUGGCAGGUGGAACACGCUCUAUUGGGUUGUGUACAUGGGAUCUCUGAUGGUUGCGCCCAUUAUUUCGGGACCGAUGGCUGAAAACGUCGGAUGGAGAAAUUUCUGGUGGCUGUACACCGCUCUAGUCGCCCUUUCUCUGAUCAUGGUUGUGUUCAUGUUUCCGGAAACGAAGUGGCACCGACAACACCCGAAGGAGAUGGUCAGACACUCGAUUGCAGCCCAAGAAGCCGCCAAAGGCGAGGGCGCCGAAAAGCAGUCCGAUGCGGUUCUCGAACAAGUGCCCACGAGCAACAACGAACUAGCCCCCGUCGAAACUGCCGAGCGCGACCCUUGGCUCGGCCGCGGCAAGCCCAGCAAGGGACAAUGGGGUUUCUACACGCCCAAUCCAGACCCGCUGAGGGCCAUCAUCCUCGAUCUCUGGAUCCCGUGGAAGCUAUUUGCCUUCCCCAUCGUUGAACUGGCCGCCUUUAUCGUCAGCUGGAGCUGCUCGUCCUUCUUGACCCUCAAUCUGACCCAGACGCAAGCCUUUGCCGCACCGCCCUACAACUUCAGCACCAAGCAAAUCGGCUUCACCAACUUCGCCAUCCUCAUCGGCGCGAUGAUCGGCUUGUUCACCGCCGGCCCGUUCUCCGAUCUGGUCGCUGCCCGCGCAACAGCCAGGAACAGGGGCAUUCGCGAGCCUGAAAUGCGUCUGCUCGCCAUGAUCCCGUACGUCAUCAUCAUGUACUUUGGCAACAUCAUCGUCAGCGUCGGCUAUCAGAACCAGUGGCCGUGGCAAGCCAUUGUCAUCAUCGGAUACACCUGUGCUGGUAUCCAGGUUGCCGCGAUUCCCGGAAUCGCCUCGACUUAUGCCGUUGACAGCUACAAGCCUGUUGCUGGCAGCCUGUUUGUCGCCAUCACCGUCAACAAGAACGUGUGGGGUUACGGUUUCAGCAAGUUUAUCACGAAUUGGAUCAUCAAAGAUGGUUAUAUCCCACCGAUCAUGACCAAUGCCUCUCUGAUUCUGUUGUGGUGUCUGUGUGCCAUUAUAUUCUACUUUUACGGGAAGACGUUCCGACGAUGGACCAAGAAUAGCAGCGUGCAUUCGAUGUGA
Messenger RNA from Fonsecaea multimorphosa CBS 102226, 1662 nucleotides. RefSeq lists its product as uncharacterized. Bases 1 to 1662 code for a protein of 553 amino acids. Lineage: Eukaryota; Fungi; Ascomycota; Eurotiomycetes; Chaetothyriales; Herpotrichiellaceae. Gene Ontology annotation, molecular function: transmembrane transporter activity. Gene Ontology annotation, biological process: transmembrane transport. The record is from RefSeq and is a predicted model, not a curated record. The transcript has 5 exons.